Molecule: messenger RNA, 3267 nt
Organism: Cantharellus anzutake
Lineage: Eukaryota; Fungi; Basidiomycota; Agaricomycetes; Cantharellales; Hydnaceae
Product: glycosyltransferase family 2 protein
Exons: 23
Coding region: 486-3116 (876 amino acids)
Cellular component (GO): cell septum; cell periphery
Molecular function (GO): chitin synthase activity
Source: RefSeq, a predicted model, not a curated record
AAAAAAGCUGUGCCGGAGAUAGAUUUUCUCACGCUUACCAAGGACAAUUCGCGAACAAGGCCACCAGUCAUGAAGUUUGACUGUGUUGGUGUACCGCAGUUAUUGCGUCGGACAAAGGAGGUUCCCCGUCGUAGCGGGAAAGGAUGAACUGGGCUUGUGUUUCGAGUUCUUUACGUCUAUAAUUAUUGUUUAGAUGAUGUUACUGGCCGCCGCCGACACGUAUUUGUAACCCUCAUGCCGUCAGUGGCUGCUUGAUGGCCUUGUAAAUGGAACAUUGAGCAAUAUGAAGAAUAGUUUAAUCAUUUGAAGUAUCCAACUAGUGAUUAUUGACCUAACAAACUUGUUCUCCCAUCUUGUAGGGCCGCUUCGGAUUCUUCCACAAUCAUAAACAACCCCAACUCACGAUCUUUGCGACAAGCUUGCAUCUCCUAACAACAACUCUUUUCACGCCUUGAGGACAGCGUACUGUUCGAGACAGUACCACUAUGGACAAUAACAACCGAUUUCCCCAACACUCCAGUCGACCUCAAUCCCCUUACGCUGACCCAUUCAACUCGACCGAGACUCUUAACCAAGAGCAAUAUCGCCAAAACCCCUUCCCAAGCCAGACAUACCAGAUGCAAAGCUUACCAACUCAGUACUCAACUCCAAGCCUGGCCCCUAGUCUCUACGAACCCCGUGGUGAAGACGAAGAGCAGGAAGAAGAAAAACCUCUCACUGCACCAACGGGAACGUAUCCACCACAAACGCUUGUUGACCCUGGCUCGUUCGGGGCACCCACAAGACCAGGCUCCACGGACACAUCAACGACAGACCGUGAAUGGCGCCAUCGACAAACAAUUCGUCGCGGUGUCACCAAACGCGUCAAGCUCACGAGCGGUAAUUUCAUCACCGAACACGAUGUCCCAACCCCUGUCAAAAGGGCAGUCCAAGCAAAGUGGGCUAACACCACUACAACUGAAUUCACGCAUAUGCGUUACACUGCCGCAACAUGCGACCCCGAUGAUUUUACCACUGAGAAUGGCUGGUCCCUUCGCGUUUCCAACUAUAAUCGUCCCACAGACCUCUUAAUUGCAGUGACAAGUUACAAUGAGGUGCGAAAAGUUCUAUAUGCUCGCACUCUGCACGGUGUGAUGCUCAAUAUUCGUGAUAUCUGCAAGACUAAAACCUCAAAAUAUUGGAGAAAAAGUGCUGAAGAAGGUCUCCCAGGAUGGCAGCGAAUUUGUGUGGCUCUCAUUGUCGACGGUCUGGAACCGAUGGACAAGACUGUUCUUGAUAUCUUGGCCACCGUUGGUGUAUAUCAGGAUGGGGUGAUGAAGAAAGACGUAGACGGAAAGGAAACCGUAGCACACAUCUUCGAGUAUACGACUCAACUCUCAGUCGAUGGCUCCUUAGAGUUGAUUCUCCCUCACGGCGAUGACUCUAACAACCUCGUCCCUGUUCAGAUCAUUCUCAUCAUAAAAGCCAAGAACCAAAAGAAGAUCAAUUCGCAUCGGUGGCUGUUCAACGGUAUCGGAAAGAUGCUUAAUCCAGAGAUAUGUGUUCUUCUCGACGCCGGCACAAAACCUGGUCAUAAAUCUAUCUAUUACCUCUGGGAGGCGUUUUAUAAUGAUCCAUGGCUUGGUGGUGCUUGUGGGGAGAUUCACGCUAUGAUCAAGGGCGGGAAGAAGCUGCUCAACCCACUGGUUGCUGCUCAGAAUUUCGAGUACAAGAUGUCAAAUAUCCUAGAUAAGCCCACAGAAAGCAGUUUCGGAUACGUGUCUGUCCUUCCCGGUGCUUUCUCAGCUUAUCGAUAUCGUGCUAUCCAAGGCCGCCCGUUGGAGCAGUACUUUCACGGUGAUCACUCAAUGGCGGAGAGGCUUGGAAAGAAGGGCAUUUACGGAAUGGACAUCUUUACCAAGAACAUGUUCUUGGCUGAGGAUCGUAUCUUGUGCUUCGAGCUCGUCGCUAAAGCCGGGGACAGAUGGAUCUUGAACUAUGUAAAGCCCAGCAAAGCUGAGACUGAUGUGCCCGAAUCGGCGACUGAGCUCAUUGGCCAACGCCGCCGUUGGUUGAAUGGAUCAUUCGCAGCCUCGGUUUACGCCCUCGUCCAUUUCUUCCGGUUUUACAAAUCUUCGCAUGGCCCCAUUCGAAUGUUCUUUUUCCACUUCCAGGCUCUGUACAACCUGAUAUCGCUUAUUUUCUCCUGGUUCGCACUAGCAAACUUUUACUUGACGUUUUCCAUCAUUAUCAAGCUGCUACCGGAGCAAAACCCGGCCAUUGAUAUCUUCGGCUCAGCUACGAUUACUCACUGGGUUAACUUGGCGUUGGAGUGGACCUACCUUGGCUUCCUUGCGCUUCAGUUCAUUCUUGCUCUCGGAAAUCGACCGAAAGGAGAAAAACUAACUUACAUAGCUGGUUUCGUGGUUUUUGCCCUUCUGUCGGUGUACCUCAUUGCCUGUUCGUUGUGGUUGACGGGUUUGACAUUCAAGUCCAUAUCAUUUAAGACUGCGACGAUAUCGAGCUUGCUCACCGGCCCAGCUGGAGUGUUAAUGGCGGCCUUGCUUGGGACAUUUGGUGUCUACCUGUUUUCGUCAUUGCUUUAUGGCGAUCCUUGGCACAUCCUUACAAGUAUGCCGCAGUACCUUCUAAUGGCCAUGUCAUGGACGAACAUCAUUCAGGUCUAUGCUUUCAACAACCUCCACGAUGUCAAUCCACUGCCAUCCGUCUCUACGAAGAAAGUAGAUGGGAAUGCCCCAGCGGUCGCUGAGGUUACGAAGAAGACGCGAGAGGAACUCGAUGACGCCUUCAAGGAGACUGUGGAUCGUGCUACAUCGAAGCCGAAAAAGGACGCUACUGUUGAGAAACCUACGAUGGACGAUGAGAACAAGACGUUCAGAACACGUUUCGUUGCUGCAUGGAUGUUGAGUAAUGCUGGUCUCUCUGUUACAAUUGAGAGCUUGAAUGGUCUCGGGAGCGGGAACCUCACAACGGACGAAAAAACACUGCAAAAUAAGCAGCAUAUUUACUUCAGUAUCAUCUUGUGGACGACGUUCCUUCUUUCUGCAGUUCGGUUCGUUGGGUGUUUCUACUACUUCCUCAAGCGGAACCUGUUCAGAUGGUGUCGCAGGAAUUAGUUCAGAUCAUCUUUUCCCAUGAUAUUUUCGCUUUACUUGGUUUGAACUGCGGACGAUCUCGCAAAGACAUAAUACUAAUCAAGUAGAUAAUAUUUCGGUUACGAAUACUACAUGCUUCUACUUCCAUCAACCAGUGAGGAAUGCUAUGAAG